This is a messenger RNA of Nerophis lumbriciformis (worm pipefish), 6360 nucleotides long. NCBI's taxonomy places the organism in Eukaryota, Metazoa, Chordata, Actinopteri, Syngnathiformes, Syngnathidae. The record is from RefSeq and is a predicted model, not a curated record.
AUGCUGAGAAAGGGAGAGUGGGUUUGGCUGGACACAGGCACUGAAGUGCCCAUCGGAGCAAAGGUGAAAGUAACACCAAGCGGUCAGCGUUUACUGGUGGAUGAUGUGGGCAAGGAGCACAGUCUGUCCCCGGAGAAGGAGGCCUCCCUCAAGAUAAUGCACCCUACAUCAGUGGAGGGGGUGGACGACAUGAUCAAACUUGGUGACAUGACAGAGGCUGGUGUACUACGAAACCUGCAGCUUCGCCACAAACAAGGGUUCAUCUAUACUUACACCGGAUCGGUGCUGGUGGCAGUGAACCCAUACCAAUUUUUCCCCAUUUAUUCAAAUGACCAGGUAAAACUGUAUCGUGGUAAAAAACUUGGGCAACUCCCUCCACAUAUCUUCGCAAUCGCUGAAUCUUGCUACUUCAACAUGAAACGUCAUCUUAGGAACCAGUGCUGCAUCAUCAGUGGAGAGUCUGGAGCAGGCAAGACUGAAAGCACCAAGUUGAUUUUGCAGUACUUGGCAGCAAUCAGUGGUGAGCUCUCUGAACAACAGAUUGAAAAACAGAUCUUGGAGUCCAACCCUAUUUUGGAAGGUUUUGGAAAUGCUAAGACCAUCAGGAAUGACAACUCUAGUCGUUUUGGAAAAUAUUUGGAGAUUUUUUUCAAUGAGGCUGGAACGAUUGAGGGUGCUCGCGUGGAGCAAUACCUGUUGGAGAAAUCUCGUGUCUGCCAUCAGGCCAAAGAGGAACGAAACUACCAUAUUUUUUACUGCAUGCUCGCUGGAAUCACAGAAGAGGAGAGGAAACAUCUGCAUCUCCAAGAUGCAAAGGAUUACUUAUUCCUUACCAAGGGGGACUGUAAUACAUGUGAGGGGAGGGACGAUGCUGAGGACUUCAGGCGUAUUCGAUCUGCCAUGAAAAUUCUGACGUUCUCUGAUCAGCAGUGUUACGAAAUUUUCAAGUUGCUUGCAGCUCUACUACACCUGGGAAAUGUCUCCUUUGAAGCAAACACACAAAAUAACUUGGAAACCAGCAAUGUCAGCAAAUCUGAAAAUUUCAGCACUGCAGCAUCACUGCUAGAGGUGCAGAAUUCUGUGCUGGCCGACAGUUUGACCAAUCGUUCUUUUAUGACCAAAAGAGAGAUGGUGACGAAACCAUUAGACUGUGAGCAGGCCUCUGCAUGUAGAGACGCCUUUGUCAAGGCGAUCUACAAUAAACUCUUCAUAUGGAUAGUGGGGAAAAUCAAUGAUGUCAUCCACAAAAGGAUUUCUGACAAACCCAAAUCACAACCCCAUUUGUCAAUCGGCCUGCUUGACAUAUUUGGCUUUGAGAACUUCCAGACCAACAGUUUUGAACAGUUGUGCAUAAACUUUGCAAAUGAGAAGCUGCAGCAGUUCUUUGUAGGCCACAUUUUCAAACUGGAGCAGAAGGAAUAUCUGAAAGAAAACAUUGAGUGGAAUAACAUCAAUUUUGGUGACAAUCAGAGGAUUCUGGACCUUCUGGCUGGGAAACCCUGUAAUCUACUGGCUCUAAUUGAUGAGGAGACUCAUUUUCCAAAGGGCUCAGAUCUGACAAUGCUCAGCAAGAUGAAUCAGCAGCACCAUGGAGACAAGGCUUACAUUCCCUCUAAGAGUGAACAUGACACUGGCUUUGGGAUUCACCAUUUUGCAGGCAUCGUUUUUUAUGAAUCCAAAGGGUUUCUUGAGAAGAAUAGAGACGCUGUAAGCACUGACAUAUUCAAGAUGCUUGAUAUGUCCACCAACAAGCUGCUUCAGCAAAUUUUCAAGGCAGAGCUUUCAACCAAUGGAGUGAAGAUGACAAAUAACAAACGGGUCAUGAUCACACCCAAAAAUAGCAUGCGGUCCUCUUCUAACAACCGCAAGCAAGUGCCAACCCUCAGCGGUCAGUUCCGGCAAUCUCUGGAUGCCCUCAUGAAGGCUCUCUCUGUCUGCCAACCAUACUUCAUCCGUUGUUUCAAACCAAACAACAAGAAGCUGUCUGAGGACUUUGACCGAGAACUUUGUAUGCGUCAGCUGAGGUACUCUGGCAUGAUGGAUACCAUCCGCAUCAGGAAACUGGGGUAUCCUGUUCGCCACACCUUUGUGGAAUUCUUGACACGUUACAGAGUGCUCCUGAAAACAACCAUCUGUGACCCCAAAACGAACACAGCUGCUGCCUGUUGUGAAGCCAUCUGCCAGACAGUGUUCACAGAACAUGACGAGUGGAAAAUAGGGAAGACCAAGAUUUUCCUCAAGGAUGCUCAUGAUGCUGUCCUAGAACGCCUCAGGGAAGAAGAACUCAGCAGGAAUGCUGUUGUGAUCCAGCGAUUCGUGCUGGGAUACAAGCACAGAAAGUCUUUUCUAGAGAAGCGUAGAGCAGUUUUGGUGUUGCAGAAAAACUGGCGAGCAUACAGGGAUAAAAAAGGAACAAGAAAGCUCCUGCAAGGUUUUCAACGCCUUGUGUCAAAGAUUUGUGGUCGUAAGCUUCAGUUCCAGUAUCAAAGACAGCGAGCAGCAGCAAUCACCUUACAGACACUUGUGAGGCGUCACCAAGCAAGGAAGCGUCAAAGACAGGCAGUCUUACUGCUGCAGGCUUACACCAGAGGAUUCCUUGCAAGAAAAUCAUAUGCGAGAAUGAAGACCGAGGUCCUCCCUGACCUUCAUACAGCCUCAGAGGAUCAUGAGAGUGAAGAUGACAUUGCCGAGGCACUUACGUGCCAACUAGAAAAAGUCAUCAUGCAGGCUGAGCGAGCAGAUGAAAAGAUUGAACCUGUCAGUGAGAUGGAUUUGGAGGACAAUAAAAACGAUGCCCAGCCCAUACCACUCUUGACAUUUACAAUGUGCAAAGAACUGGAAUCAGAUGAAACUGAGUACGCCGAGACCAGAUCUGACAUAAGUAUUCCUGCCUCAGACACAACAAAUCCAACUCCAUCACUCGAAGAAGAAGAAGAUGAUUUUGAAGAUUUUACAGAGGAGUUUUCAUUCUACCAGUUUAGCAUUCUUCACUUUCAGGGUGACGUGAGCCAUACGCACAUAAAACAGAGACUCAAGAAGCCUCUUCUGCAACACGAUGAUGAAGGUGAUAUAUUGGCUUCUCUGACUGUAUGGUGGAUUAUCCUGCGAUUCAUGGGGGACCUACCAGAGCCCCGAUCUCCUGAUUCGACAUCUCAGGUCUCAAGUCUCAGCAUUUCUCGCCAUCUGCCUAACAGGCAGGGAAGGAGGCUCAGUAACCUUGUUGGACUUGACCAGAAAAUAUUGAGGAAGAACAAGAAAAAGCAUGGAACCAGGAAAGCCUCUGCAAUUCUUGAGGAGCCAGAGAACUUCACAGAGGAUGAAGAUGUGUUAAUUGGAGAGGGUCCUACAUUGGACAGGCCUCUUUCUCCUUUGGAAAAACUACACAUUAUUGUUGGAUACGCUCUUUCCAAACGAGGAAUAAGAGAUGAGAUUUACUGUCAAAUCUGUAAGCAACUGUUGAACAAUAAAAACAGAAUGAGCUGUAUGCAAGGUUGGGCCCUACUCUCCAUCUGUCUGGGGAUCUUUCCCCCGACAGACCUCUUCAUCAAGUAUUUAGAGGCCUUUGUCCGCAAAGGACCAAACGGGUAUGCUGAAUAUUGUAGUAAGCGCCUGCAUCGGAUUACAGCCAAUGGAGAAAGAAAGGAGCUGCCAUGUUGGAUGGAAUUUCAGGCUGUUAGAACUAAGGAGCAUAUAGAAAUGGUUGUGACUCUGACAGAUGGCAGUAAUGUCAGCCUGCAGCUGGACUCAGCCUCCACCUCUGAAGAGGUCUGUCAAACUGUGGCUGAAAAGAUUAAUCUUCGAGAUGCAUAUGGAUUCUCUCUCUACAUUCGCCUCUUUGAUAAAAUGUGGUCUCUGGGCAGCUGUGGGAAGCAUGUGUUCGAUGCUGUGUCUCAGUGCGAGCAGGAGAUGAGGCGACAAGGCAAGCAUGAGAAGGACACCCCUGUGCAGUUAACAAUCCGCAAAGAGAUGUUCACGCCUUGGCACGACUGCUCUAUAGACUCCAUCAGCACAGAUCUCAUUUACAAGCAGGUCAUUCAGGGCAUCAAGUCGGGAGAGUACACUUGUGAGAAGGAUGAUGAAUAUGUCCAACUAGCAGCAAAGCAUUACUACAUCCGGUUUGGCUCGGCGUACAGCAAAGAAAAUGUGCGCAAGGCGGUUGAGGACUGCAUUACUAUACCUCUGAUCGAGAACAAGUCCAUGGCCAAAUGGAUUCAACUUAUUAGCACAGCAUACUUGCAGGGUCCUUACACAAAUGGGGCCGUGAGCAAAGAGAGUGUGAAAGGAGAACUGGUUGACAGUGCCCGAGUGGAUUGGCCAAUCCACUUCUCCAAGUUUUAUGAUGUUACAAUGAUGUCAGGGCCUCCUUUGCCCAAGAGCAGGUUUAUUGUGGCGGUAAAUUGGAGUGGCAUCUUCUUCAUGGAUGGCAGAGACAAGAAACUUCUUGAGUGCCCUUAUUUGGAAAUAAGAGAAGUCAAAAAGUUGAGUGAACAGUCCCUGAGUGUAGCCACAGUGAGAGGUGAAUAUGUCCUAAUGUGUGGCGAAGCUGAUGACAUGACUGCACUUGUAGAGCAAAACCUUAGUGGACUACGAGCCCGCUCAGUAUUUGCACUGGCCCAGCAGGAUUUCAGUAAACCAGAUGACCCCAAAUUCUUGGUCUGUAAACAAGGAGACCUUUUGUUGAUUGAAAAUGAGCAAGAAUAUUCCCACAACAAUAAUGUGGUCAAAGCUACAAAUCAGAAAACAGAUCUCAGUGGUGCCAUCUAUAAAGAUGUAUUGCAGUUCCUUCCAACUCUGAGCAGACCCGCUGAAGACAUGCUGGAGCUGCUCAAUCCAGGCCAAAGGAAACUCUCCGUUACACAAAGUGGGCCCCAAAGAGAAGAAACAAUUGCUCCAGUCUCUUUAAGAGAGUUUGCGCUUGACAAUUUUAGACCUCUAGGUAAAGAAAGGCUAUGGGUGUGUUCAAGAGAACCGCUGAAGCAGCCGCUUAUGAAGAAUCUGGUCCGUAACUCUGAAUUGAACUACCUUGCCUGUAGUGCCUUCACUGCUAUCCUGAAGUACAUGGGUGACUACCCCAUUAAGCAAGUCCGGAGCCCAAUAGAGUUGACAGACCAAAUCUUUGGCCCUGCUACCCAACACGAGCUUCUGCAGGAUGAGAUCUAUUGCCAGAUCAUGAAACAAAUGACCAAUAACAACAACAGGUUGAGCAUGGAGCGAGGGUGGCAGCUGAUGUGGUUGUGUUCAGGCUUAUUCCCGCCCAGUCAGGAUUUAAUGAGACAUGCUGAGCGUUUCCUUGAGUCGCGACCUAGAGAACCCCUGGCUACAGGAUGUCUCCAGAGGUUGAAGCAGAUGCGUAGUAAGGAGCCCAGGAAACGACCUCCCCCUUUGGUUGAAGUAGAUGCCAUCCAACAGAACAGCACCCAGAUUUUCCAUAAAAUUCACUUCCCAAAUGACACAAAUGAUAUAUAUGAGGUGGCAUCGACGACAACAAUCCAAGAGCUGUGCUACAGCAUUGCUUCUCAGCUAAAACUGAGCUCUCCCGUUGGAUAUGGCCUCUAUUUGAAAACACCAAGCAAAAUGCUGUGCUUGGAUGAAGAGGAAUAUUUCUUUGACAGUUUACGCGAGGCAUCUGAUAUUUCAAAGAAAGGGAAAAAAGUGAGAGAAGUCAACUUAGCAUAUGGUCUGAUUCUUAAGAGGAAGCUCUGGUUCAAUGUGAUCCCAGGAAAAGACUUGGUUGCUGACCUCACUUUCCAUUUCCCACAGGAACUGCCUAAAUACCUGCUGGGCUAUCACGACUGCAGCAAAGAGGACAUGAUCACGCUCGGUGGUCUGCUUUUCAGAGCCAAGGUGGAUUCUGACAGGUCUCAGUUUGUCAUGAUCCCCAAAAUGUUGAAAGACUUGGUCCCUACUGACCAGAUCAAAAGCAUGUCCCCUGAGGAAUGGAAGAAGCACAUAAUGUCAUCCUACAACAAGCAGAGUGGCAUCACACUGGACGAAUGCAAAAUUGCUUUCCUUCAAGCCAUAUCAAGCUGGCCAACCUUUGGCUGCACCUUCUUUGAAGUUAAACAAACGUGCGAGUCAAGCUACCCGAAUACAGUUUUGAUUGCUAUCAGCAAGCAGGGUGUAAGCUUAAUAGACCCAAAGUCAAAGGAGUUGUUGGUCAUGCACCCAUUCAGCCGCAUCACAGAGUGCCACAGCGAAGGUGGCUACUUCCAGAUGACCAUCGGCACCUUGGUUAAAGGGAACGUCUUUGUCUGUGAAACCUCACAGGGACAUACAAUGGAGGACCUACUCAGAUCAUACGUCAGGAUGUAUGAAAGAGAAAGGCAGGCUUUUCAAACAAAGAAUCACAUGUUUGCUUGA